Cylicocyclus nassatus is the source of this 13836-nucleotide messenger RNA. The record is from the annotation of a GenBank genome assembly. Lineage: Eukaryota; Metazoa; Nematoda; Chromadorea; Rhabditida; Strongylidae.
AUGCGCUUUAUAGCGCUACUUGCGGCCUGCGCCGUGGUAGCCGCUGCCGGUGCGGAUUCGGUGGAUCCGUGCAAGCGACAACCCUUCCGUGGCCGAUGUCCGUCAAAAAACGGCGAGAGCCCUAAACGUUCGCAAUUCGUUUUGCGCUACUAUAUGCGGAAUGGCGAAUGCGUCAGCUACCCUUACGGUCAUUGUGCCAGUGACGAGACGGAACCGCAACUGUACCGAUACAAGGAGGAAUGCGAGGACGCAUGUAUCAAUCCACCACCAGCCAAUCUGGGUUCCCCGAAGGAAGAUGCCGCCACUAUGGCUACGCUAGGGAACGAGCCAAAAACAGCACCUACUAUUGAAAAAGCUGAACCGAGCACCACUAAGCAGGUUACCACAACAACCACGCUAAAGACAUCAACUAUCCAAGAGGAGACUAGCACCACAUCUGCACCCACGACUACCACAGAAGAACCGACUUCCGCGUCUACUUCAACUUCGUCUUCUUCGACUAAUACCCCUGAAAUUACCUCCACCUACAGUGCUACCGCCAUCACCUCCGAAGUUACCAGCACCACCACUGAGGCCACCAUUACUACCACAGAAUUUCUAAGCACUACAGAAAACUCAACCGCUGUACCUACCACUGAAGCGUCUAUCACGACCACUGAAUCAUCUACAACAGCAGCACCUAGCACCACUAGUACAACCACUACUGCACCUGUUGCAAUUCGCAUCCAAGGUCGAACAUUUGGUGUUAAGGCACAAACCACGGAAAGAUCGUCGACAACUACUUCGACAACUGCCGUGCCAAGAACAGGUAUACAGAGCGCCGCUACUCCCAGAACUAAGGAUUGUAUUGGAAGUGGGGUACGAGGACCUUGUUCAUCUACCUUGAAUAGAUGGUACUUUGAUGAAAGGGAGGCGAAGUGCAAGAGAUUUGUUUACUCGGGUUGCGGCGGAAACGGUAACAAUUACGAUACUGAGGAUGCUUGCACACAACGAUGUGCCCCUGCACCUAUGGGAUUACCGAAGUGUGAAAAGGGUGAGCCGCUGAAGACCAAGCUGGGUGUCGCUGUCAACUGUGCUACAUCCGACUGUCCCUCGGGAUACAAAUGUACCGUAGUCCAGCAAGCCAAAGUUUGUUGCCCGGAAAAUAGCAAAACAAUCGGUUUGCAAGCAACUAAUCCAAGCGAUGUCUGCUCGAUGCCUAAGGAACGGGGUCCAUGUGAUAAAUACGAACUGAGAUUCUACUACAACGCUGAAGCCAAGGACUGCAAAUAUUUCUUCUGGGGAGGAUGUGAAGGCAACGGAAACAACUUCGAAAAAGUCGAAGACUGCGAAGCAGCUUGUGGUAUCGCAAAAGUGAAAGAAAACCUUGGCACCACGCCCCCAACUGCAGGAGGCGGUAGGCCUCCAUUCCGUACCACGCAAGGAAUUCGUAUCACUCCUGGUGUAGGAGGAGCUCAGGAAGGAGCUCAGGCACUUACGGAGAGCUCAACACCUUAUCCCACUGCCACCGUUCGAGCAGCUUCCGUGCCCUCUGCCUCCUUCACCAGCCGAACCCAAACUGCAGAGCCAGUCACCUCAACCUUUGAGAACCGCUUCACACCUCCAACCACAACGACGGGAGCUCGCUUCCAAGCCGCUAGCGCAGAACGAAGAACUGAGAACCGAGAGCGCCUUGAAUCUCGAGAACGCUCCGAAUCCGAAGAAUCAGGCGAAGUGACGACGUCGUCGUCCGUACAUGUGGCGCCGACUCGUGCGCCUCCAGUUCCACAGAUGGCACUGCUGGAAGGUAGUGAGGAGCAUCAAGCUGACGGCGUGAACCGAUGCUUGCAUCCGAAAGAUCCUGGAAACUGUCGAGGACAAUUCAUUCGCUGGUACUGGGAUAACGAAAGAAAGAUAUGCGAUGUGUUCACCUACACUGGAUGCCAAGGAAACGGUAACAAUUACGCAAGUCGAGAAGAAUGUCUGGCAAUCUGCCACAAGGAAGCUGCCCCCGUAGUUGCCAACGAUUUUGCCAAUGUCUGCAAACACGAUGUAGAAGCAGGAGAAUGCAACGGAGUCUUCCAGCGAUUCGCAUUUGACACUGAGUCUGGCGAAUGUCGUCCAUUCACCUAUGGAGGAUGUGGUGGAAAUGGCAACAAUUUUGCUACUUUGGCUGAAUGCCGUAUUAAAUGCCAAAAAGUUGCUCUAUCACCCGGAAACCUUUGCGAACACGACAUCGAAGUCGGUGAAUGCAGUGGUGUUUUCGUACGAUUUGGUUAUGAUCGGUCAUCCAACGACUGCAGACAAUUCACUUACGGAGGUUGUGGAGGCAAUGGCAACAAUUUUGCCACCAUUCAAGAAUGUCGCAACGUCUGCGUAAAGAAAGUUUGCAACCCCAAUCCACAGUGUGACUUGGCUCGAUGCCAGAUCGUCAACGAUCAGUCUGGAUGUCCAUUCUGUAGUUGUCCUCCGAUCAAUCAGCCCUCUCCACCAGGUGGUGAUGCCCCACACUGCCCAGAGGUUGACAUUGAAGGUUGCAAGGAUCCAUGUAUCGUAAUCAACAACCGUAAAGGAUGCAAGGACUGUAUCUGCCCUACCAUCCCAGCUUCGACGAGAAUAGAAUCUCCUUCUUCGGAGGAAGAUGAGAAUGAUGAGCCCACACCUCCACCACGUGCCACCCCACGUCCUACUGCUACUUCACGUCCAGUGUCUGGCUUAGCUCGUCCACCGGCUACCCCUACUAAAGUGGGACCACCAGGUGGUAUGAGUACAGUUGAAAGUGCAGCUCCUCCUGGCAGUAGGGACAACCGUGUGAGACAAGAAGCAGCUCCAACCUUGCAAUCCUCACAAUCCAAGCAACUUGAGCUCGAUUCAAAGCAGCUUCUGCCACCGCCACUGUCCGCUCAGCUACAAGAGAAAUGCACGCAGCCAGUGGAACCUGGUCCUUGCAAACACUUCGUUGAUCGGUGGUUCUUCAAUACCGAAGACGGCACUUGCCAUCCCUUCAAAUAUGGUGGAUGUGCCGGAAAUCGCAAUCACUUCUUCACACAAAACGAAUGCGAGAUCCACUGUGCUCGUUUCUUGCAUCGGGUGUUCGACACUAAUGCUACAUUGCAUGUGCAUGAAGCUGAAGCAGCACAAGCAGCCGAGAAAAAGACGCCCCUUGUCCGAGUUCCGCCGGAACUUCCGCCACAGAAGGAUCAACAGCGGACAGAUAACCAUCAAAAGCAACCUCCUUCGUUGAACAAAAGUUUAACUUCUCACAAUCUAACAACAACUUCUGUAAAGCCCGAUAACACAGUUGCUAAGAAGAAUUCAUCAGCAGCUCCAAAACGUGCAUUUGCUGCCGUCAAUCUACCGUUUGACCUACCUCCCGAGGUGCGGGAGCAUGCAUCUGGGAAUGAAGUGGGGAAGAAAUCUUUAUCUACCACGACAUACUACCCGGAAACUUACGAAGCUUGGGGCAUUGAUACAACUAAUCGACAUCCGGAGCUAAGCGAUGUCCCAGCGGAAAAGAAGGUCCCGGAGAAGUCACAAUCUACAGUUCCAGCAAAGAAGGAGGAUCCAAAGAAGUCAGAGCCCACCCCUGUAGCAGCUGGCAUCUCCUUACGUAAGGUUGUGGAAGAGGUUGAGGAGAAUGAGGAGCUUGAGAACUCAGUCACUGCCGAAAAACGUGCAAGACUCGCCAUCAGGCCAAUCAUCUCUUCUACUACUCCACAAACUUCGUCCAGUAGUCCUACCACCACCGGGGUGCAGGUCACUUCUGAAAGAAUCACAACAACCCCGAGAACGACAAGGGUAUCAAGAACAACAACCUCGACUGAGCCUCCUACUACUUCUUCUCCGGUUAGAGUAGCUGCAACCUCCACUUCUUCUCCAGUCAGAAUCGCUCCUACCCCGCGACAACCACAUCAGUUAUUUGAAGAACGUAAGCCCGAGCUACCUCCUCCGAAAGUGAUUCAAACCCAAGAAGAAUUACCUCCCAAACCGCUUGUACCUAUCACACCGAAUAUCCACCCGCGCACGGAUAUCAUUCUCGAAAAAGCGCCAAUCUCGCAAGAGCCUCCUAAGGCAGUUAAAACUUUGGAAGUAGAUAGUGAUGUUCCUCCUCCACCAAAGAAAAAGGAGAAAACUCUAGUACAGCCAGAAGUUCCACGUCAGCUUUCUGCAGCAUCUCUUCCGCGCUCGUACUCGACGAACUCGAUAAAUGCAUACAAUCCACAGCAAAAUAAUCAUCCAACAGGGCUAUCGCCACCCGUUGACCCCACGUACUUCACUUAUAAUUCGCAACAUCUGGGAGGUGUGCAAAAUCGACAAUUUGCAGUGAAUAAUAUACCACUUGAAAAGCAGAUCGCAUUGGAAACGAGCAACUGGAUGCGGCAGAACCAGCUACUUCCAGCCAGGGCAAUGACCCCACAGACAUUCUCCUCUUUGCCACAGGGUCAAGCAUCUAUUCUACAGCAGCAAAUGAUGUGGCAACAGCGGCAAGCUCAAGCCCAGGCAUCUGGGAAAGCUUUUGUCCCUAUGGCGCAACCUUCCGGGCAGAUUCCGGUCCAGCAAAACAACGAGCAAAUGAGAAAUCUACAAUUCCAAGCAGCUGCUCAGCGAGAGCAGGUACGAUUGCCACAAAACAACGAAAGUAGAUUGUUAAAUGUCGCUACAAAAGCCGGAUUCCAAAUGUCCAGCCAAAUACCGUCAAAUGUAAUUCAAUUUGCGAAUUUGCAAAACCACAAUCAGCAAGGGGCUCCACAACAAAGUCAGCAGCAGCAGGUGCAAUCCUCAUUCUCCCAAAAUGUCAAUCAAAAGGCUAGAGGUGUUCCACAGCAAGUGGGUCAAGACAAGCUAGAGGCUCCCUUCCAAAGAACGGAGGCAGCAAAGGGGCAAACCGAGGGUCACCAAGCGAUUCAGAAUCCGAUGAAUAUGCGUAGAGCAGAAAUCCCCUCUCAAGAACCACAAAAUUCAAGAGAAGUCAAAGGCGGUCGACAGAUAACUUCGGUGCAGGAUACAGGAGCUCGGCAAACGAAUACGGUACAAAAUCAGUCUUCUCUUACACAGCAAACGAGAACAAGUGGAGCUGACUCAGUUUCUCACUCACAAUCGGCUGACAGGAGAGCUCAACGCCCACUAUCUUCUUCUUCUUCCAGCUCCGAACAAGAUGUCGAUUCACCAACGGCACAUCGUGCUGCUUCUCCAUUUGCAAGAAAUGCUGUUAUCAAGAACCUCUCCACUGAGAAGAGCUUUGAAAGAGAAAAGGAGGCGUUUACAAAGGGUUCACAGAGUUCUCAGCGGCAGCAGAAGCUUCAAGCAAUUCAGAACAGAGUUGAUCAAGAAAGAGCGCAAUUACGAGGCUCUCAGCUCCAGUUUGAACCUCAGGGAAGUCAGAAUGUAAUCGGUCAAGGGAGAGAACAUUCGCAAGGUUCCCAGCAAGAAAAACAAGCCCGAUCAAUUCAAAAUGUCGCCAAUCAAGAACGGCUGCGAUCACAAAGUUCACAGCAGCAGCAAAUUCCAGCGCAGACCAAUCAAAAUGUUGUCCAAGCACAAACACAUUCGCAAAGUUCCCAGCAAGAAAAUCGACCUCAAGGAAGUCAGGAUGUUGAUAACAAAGGGCGAGCGCAAUUACAAAACUCUCAGCAGCAAGUUCGAUCUCAAGGAAAUCAGAAUGUUGCCAAUCAAGAACGAACACUGACGCAAAAUUCUCAGCAACAAAGCCAAGCUCGAGCAAGUCAAAAUGUUUCCAAUCAAGACCGAUCGCAGGCUGCAAAUUCCCGCAAAAACGUUGAAAAUGCAAGACAGCAGACGUCAACAGCUCCAUCCACAAUGCAACCAAAUAACAUACAUAAUCAACGUGCUAUAAACCAUAUAACAUCAGAGAAACGAGUUUCCUACGCUGAAGAAUCGCCUAACAACACAAUUCGUAACGAGUAUCCAAAAAGACGCAUCGAAAAUAACCGACUGGUCGUCACACCAGCUAAGGAUUCUCCUAGUCGAGUUGAGGAAGACAUUGCGAGGACAAAAGCGGAAUGGAACAAGGCUGCCGCUGCUAAGGAAGAUAUAAAGGUCAUCCAGAGAGAAAAUACGAUUCCCGCAGCCCUGGGAGGGGAGAGGCCAGCUAGAGACGAGUUUCCUUACGGGUUGGACCGUAGCCAUUUUAUCUACUACAACGGUGACUACUAUGCUCCAACCAUUCCCGGAAUAAGGGUACCCAGACCGGGUCAAGACAUGGAAGUUCAAGAAUUUCCUGCGAUCGAGGGUCCCCCUGAGGAGAUGUUCCGCGAAUUCCGAAAACACUCACAAGCGUUUCAAAAAGUCACAGCUCUAGUCAACGCCGCUAGGGCGGCAUCGGAAGGAAGGAGGAGCGCGGAAGAGCAAGGAGGUCUAGAUGUCAUGGGUAAAACCGUCUACCUGAAGCAGGAUGGAACCAUAAUCAACUCCCCGCCAGUCCGCGUCCCCGACAAAAGAAUACGUAAGCUUCAAGAACUAUCUGAGCUUCCUGGCACUGCUAACGACUACCCAGCCUUUCUUCGAGCACCACCACCUAACAGCACUCGCACUGUACAAAUUCUGCACAAUCUUAACCAAACAAGUUCAAAUGACAACUUACCUUUUGACAACUCUCCGCACCAGGUCAAAAUUGUGAAUAACCCAACCGGUUUGAUAGAUACUAAUAGUAGGCAAAACGAUGAUCGACCUAGUUUUCCCACUCGACUCAAUAUUAGACCUAUUAGCAGCAUUACAGGAGUAGUUUCGAGUGACGGCGAGGACGAGGAAGCGAACGAGAAGAGGGAGAAUGCACCGCUCCGAGUAGCAGGCGUCCCGACACUCCCACAGGAACGUGCCGGAUUCCAGAAUAGCCCACCAGGUUCUUCCCAAAGAGCAGUAGCCUCACAUUCGGCGCAUGGUAAGAAAAUAGCGGCUGUGCCGGUCAUUCAUGUAGAAGGCAUGAGGAGCACUGCAAGCACUGAAGUUUCUGAAGAAGAGGGUCCCGAAUGGCGAAUGGCAGCACGCACCAACCGCCCACAGACGAUCACCGGCCAUCGUGUCAGCAGAACCACAGUCAGGAGCGCGAGCACGACGGAAACUCCAACCACAAGCACCAGUACCAGUGUCAGGAGCACAACCCGCAUAUCCACUACCCCCAGCACAAGCACGGUCACCACGAUCGAAUCCACCACGGCUGCCUCGGCAGACACCACUUAUUCAGAUGAAGCACAAAGCACCACCUCGUCCACUGAGGCAAACCCACAAAGCACGACAAUCGCAUCAAUUUCAGAAAUUUCCUCAACAACGAAUGUGCCUAGAACAGAGCAGAGUGAGAAGGCAGUCACUAUGGAUUCCAUGGAAAAUGUUGCCGCAUUCAGUCCAGUUACGGAAGACGAGAGUAGAGAACAGAAAAGCAACGAAGUAGAAGUAGAUAGUUCUGCUUCCUCAUCCACUGCUCCUGAAUACACCACUAUCUCCCCCUAUGCUUCUUCUGACGAGCCCGGCUCUACACCACAAGCCAUCCUGAAGUUACAGAAAGGUAUAACUGAUAGCAUGAGUGAAUCUUCUACUGCAUCCUCUGUCCCAAGCAUGUCCACCGAUUCUGUUGCCACCGAGUCUGUUGCUUCUGUUGAUCUUUCCACUAUCAUUUCAGCAGGUGCAUAUACCACUGAGAAUGUCAGCACUAGCACUGUAUCGAGCACCCCAGAAGUAGACCCCUAUGGUAGCACUAUAUCUGAGACGGAGACUGGAGCUACAGAUGCAGCUGUGGAAGUGACCAGCGAGGAACCUGUGACCCAGAACGAAACUGAUUCUGGCACGGAAGCAUCGACAGCGUCAGCAUACAUUGCUGAAGCAGCUAUAGUAGAGAAAAAGCAGAGCGCUGUGGAUCCUGCCAACGUCGAUUUUAGCAGAGACGAUCAGAACAUUAGAGAAUACCAAGUAGACAAGAAAAUUGACAAAUCACAGACAUCACUUGCACAGAAUGAGCGUCAGUUUGCAGUCAAGACUGCGACUGGUGAUUCAGAAAAUAAGGACCUCACUGGUUUGAAAAAGAUUGAGAUCCGACCGAAAGUCACCAUCACCGAACCACCCACGACUGUCACAACAACCGUUGCGGUCACUUCCACUUCCACACCUAGCACAACCACCGCAAAGGUCGUCGUCAGUUCCAGCACGAGCACUUCCACAACGACCAGCACUCGCGCGCCCGCAGAUGGCAAUGUGGAAAAUUUAGAUGAAAGAGCUGAAAUAGCGGCUUCUUGGGAAUCCAGAGAGGAUUUGACUGCCCCAGUUGGACGCGAACCUGUGCCGCUCGAACCUACAGGAAUCGGUCGUAAUAUGGAGAAGCUGGACAUUGACGGUCUUGAAGAACCCACCACUGUCGUCCCAAUGCUGGGCAAUUCACUAGCGACCACCUCUACAGCUCCAACAACAACGACCACCGGAGCAGCUACUGUUACCCAAGCUGCUUCUACCCGGGCAGCUGAUACCACCUCCACCCAAAGUACAACACAACGAGUUGUCACCAAUGCUCCCACCACCACAUCAGCUCCAACCACCGUUCAAAGAGCCAGUUCAAGCGCUCCUCUGGUGAUCACUGCCAGAACUGCACCUACCACGACUACGGGACCUCCAUCGCCCAACAAUUCUGGCAAUGAUCGUCAAGUCUGUACUCUGCCUCCAGAUGCAGGAAGCUGCUUUGAAUAUGUACCAAGAUGGUUCUUCAACCCUCGAUCGGGACAGUGUGAGCAAUUUUCAUAUGGCUCGUGUGGUGGAAAUGACAACAACUUCGAAAGUCGCGCUCGUUGUGAGAUUAGAUGCGUGCCAGCACGUAGCCAGGCCUUUUCUAAUGUCGAGGACAGAUGUACCUAUGAUAAAGACUCAGGUUUUGGAAAAGGCUAUAAUGUUAAAUGGUACUUCAACAUGCGCAAUCUCCGUUGUGAGCAGUUCGUAUACGAAGGACAAGGUGGAAAUGGAAACCAAUUCGAGAGUGCUAGCGAUUGCGAGCGUGCUUGCUCAAAUCAAGUACGCCAACCUCGGCCAUUUGUGCCCACCGUACACACAACCACGACGGCGCGACCACCCUCACCGUCGGCUCGUCCACCUGCACCGUCUACGCCUUCACCGGCUACAUCUCCACCACAAGUGCUACAUUCCAUCUCGCAACAACCUCAGGCUGUACCAUCACAAACACUUGACCUUGCCGAGCUUGACUAUGAGAAUGAGUUCCCAUCCGUUCCGUCCACCGCUGCUGCUCCCGUUGCCCCCGUUGCUAGCAAUUCCUUCGGUAAUGGAGUUGGCUUCUCUCAAAGUGCUCCUCUCCCUCCUGUUUCCAACGACUUCGGCCAAUCUCCCGGCUCAGCACCACGACCACCAGCUGCACAAGCUGCGAAAACCGUGCAAAAAGAGCGAGUGGAUGAAUUACCAACAAUAAAUGUCAGCGACGAGAAGAAGAAGGGAGUUUACAAAGCCGAGCCACUGCAGCCCAAAGCGGAAUUGUCCACUGAGGAAACGUUGCCCAUCCUCGGAGCUAGUCCUCCAAUGACUGUCAACUAUCAAACCGGAGAGAUUAAAACUAAACAAGGUGGAAUACGAACAUUCUUGGAAAAUAAUCGAAGACUUGCUGUGGAAGAUUCUGAUUUGACCGAAGGUGGAACAAAACGACGUGACUCUUUGUCAUGUCCUAAUGGUCUGCAAGAACUUCGUUACGCUGACGGUCGUCCAGUGAUGUGCUUGCCAGGAAAAAAUCAGUGCCCGGAAAAAUCAGUUUGCUACUUCAAUGGUGUAGACUUUUUCUGUUGCCCUAACUCGGAAGAUCCCUACGACAAGCAUGUCUUUGGAGGUUAUGAUGGAGAAGAAACGAAACAUGGUUACAAAGUAUUCGGACCCCUGAAUAUUCGUCGUUUGAUGGAUGAUGUUCCACUUCGAGUGCGACGACAGGCGUUGUGGACGAGGAGAAGACGUCAAACAUCUAUGGAUACCGCAUUUAACACAGCUCCCGUCUCAUUCAACAUCGAUUCCGUGACCGCACCACUGCGAUUUGAUGACGAGAAGCCCCGUAAAGUAUCCCGAGCUCAACGGAUGCGUAAGCCAACACCUCCCAGCCAUGGUAAUCCCAUCUGUAUCGAACCUCUUGCUACAGGAGAUUGUGACGCCGCUCACAUGAGAUACUACUAUGACCGUGAUUCCGAUAGUUGCCGGUUAUUCUACUAUACCGGUUGCAAUGGUAAUGACAACAAUUUCGGAAGCUUGAUUGAUUGCCAGAGAUUGUGCGUCCUCAAGGGACAAAAACCACGGCCGCAAACAACUACAACUCCUUCAUCGCUUCUACCGGGACAAUGUCCGGACGGAAAAUCACCUCUUGGCGGAUCAGCACCUGUCCUUUGCGGCAACUCAACGGACUCUAUUGGUUGUCCCACUGGGUAUUUCUGCCUAGCUGGGCCACCAGAUGUCUGUUGUCCUGACCCUGAUGCUGAAGAGAAGAAAGAAGAAAAGACUCCUAUCCGAUUUGCUCCGGAGUUACCUGGUGUGCCUCGGGAGCACAGUCGCCGAGCUCAUUUGCAAACUCCCAAGUUCAUGUGUCCGGAUGCAUCCGAUCCGCUCAUGUCUGACGGGGAACCAAUUCCAUGUGGGGCAGGCUUUGACGGUAUGAAACUUUGCCCCAAAGGAUUCUACUGCGCCAUCGAUGUCGAGAAGCAAUCUCGUAUGUGCUGUCCAUUGUACGGAGCUGCUGAACGAAUUCCAACUGAAUCAGUGAUUGCUCCCUAUUUUGGACGUAGACCAUCAAAUCCCGGAGAGGUACUUGAGCGCGGAUCACUUCCAUCAGAUCAAAUGGAAUUUGCAUCUAGAACAAUAGAAAAGUCCUUGGAACGUCUUCCUGAGGAGAGAUUCCAACCACGGAUUCCGGUUGUCGAAGCGACAACAGCUAGUGAUGAGGAGAGCGAAGAAGCCGAUGACAUGGAUGAGGAAGAAGAUGAAGAUUCUAUGGCACAUUUGAUGCUAAAGCCUGCCGAACCAUCUGUGCAAAUUAAUGCUGAUACGGACGCUUCUAACGAGACGAUAAGCGACACGGUUAAAAUAGAUACCAUUGGUCUUUCAAAUGAACAUGCGAUCGAGCUUCCGGCAGAAUCGGCAGAUGUGGAAGAUAUUACUGCGGUUAUGAAGGAGGCAGAAGACAAAUCCAUAUGCCAAAUAAAGCCUUCAGAAGGUCGAGCCUGUCGCGAAGACGAACAAGCUCCUCGAACGAAUCUUCACUACUUCUACUCUCCGAAAGAUCGACGGUGCAAAUUGCAGAUUGUGAACGGCUCUGUUUGCAUUAGGAACGGAAGACGAUUCCUUCCAUUAUUCGACACGUGUAGAUUUGUGCUUUCUCAGAAUAUCACUGUUACAUUCCGUUAUUUGGUGCAUUUGUAUAUCUUUUCAAGAACCUUCUCUCCUUUCAUCUCAAUCAAGACACCAUUGUCUGGAGACAGUGUUGUUCGUAUUUUUUCUGCCAGUGUUGUUCGCAAAUUACCGUUGUUGAUGCGUUGCUUCUUUAGCGUCAGUGUCCAUCCAAUGAACUGCAAAAACCCUUCUUUUGAAGCUUCGGACUGCACAGACGAUCCGGCUUUUGUGGGACGUUGCCUACGCCAUCUUUUAGACGUAUGGGAGGCGAUACGAGGAGAGGAAUUGCAAGCUAGGGACUUGCUCUUCCCGGUGCCCUUCUACAGUAAAGACGCAGUACACAGCCUCUGUUCUGCGUACAUCUCUUCUAUCGAUGGCUGUUCAGCCGAACAGGAUAUGAGCCAAUGUUCAUCUUAUCCACUUCUGCAGUUCGUUGAAGGUCAUCUCAAAUUUGCUUGCGGCAGCUAUGGUCCUGCUUUUAUGGAUAAUUUCGAUUGCAUUUCGAAGUCACUGCACAGAAAACGAGAUUGCUGGAAGUACAUUAAAGGAAUGCCUAAUCCUACUCAACUUGCUGGUAAAUGCAAUGGCAUAGCCAACUUUCUUGAAUGCAUCGAGGAUGAUCUUGACAAUAGUUGCGGAGAAAUAGCCACGGCACUCUUGGAGGCGUCGAUUCAUGAGCUGGGUUGCCUGAAAGAAAGCGCUGAGAGAAGUGCACUUCUGGAGCAAACAAAUUCAACAGCAAUGCUCACAGAUCAGUUCAGAAGAGAUUACUUCAAAAAUGCAAAGAAGAUGAGUGUGAGCCUGCCUGUGCCGCAGCCUAUUCGCAAUGGAGAAGAUUAUCCGAAAAUGCCCGAAAUUGCAUUUGUUGAGGACAGUAACAGUACAGCUCCUUCAGAUGGACAAACAAGCACUGGUAUUCCAGAAGAGGACGAAGAUGACGGAUUUGAAUCGUCUACGUCUCAUCAGACAACCUUGGAAGGAGUUACAUUAAUGUCAACUAUGCUCGACGAAGAAGACACUACCGAAGGCUUCAGCAUCACUACUGAGAUGGUGGAGACAACAGAGUUUGAAAUUCCCACUACAACACAUCCACCUUAUUGUGAACCGUACCGCGACCAUGUUACCAUUAGUGCUUGCCAUAAAAGCGUGAUGAAAGAACUUGCCAAACUCUCUGAUGCGACGCCUUCAGCGGCUUCCAUUCACUUUCCGCUCUAUAACGUUUCCGUCGAAAAUGUCGUGGACUUGUGCAAUAGGCUCAGAGACGCACGCAAGUGCAUGAAUGGCCUCGAAAAACUCUGCUCACACCCUCUUCUUCCGUUUUUGAAACAGCAACUUGAUGCUACUUGCGAACUGCUGAAAAUGCGCGACUUUGACAUUGAUUAUAUAUGCAUUCAAAAGAAAUUACUAGAACGAGAGGAUUGCACUGUAUUUGUGAAUGGAACUAUGGAUCCAGCCGAAGACAAGUGCAAUGGGCAUGAGGAUUUUCUGAGCUGUUUGAAAUUCGAAUUAGAGAAGGAGUGCGGAGAAGAGUCUUAUAAUAGUGUCGUAACUAUGCUUCGAGGAUAUGGGUGCAAUGUCUCAGAUAAUAUAACGGCCGCAACAGUCGACACUAACAAUUCGACAACCGUCCCUCUCAAACUCACUUCUCAUCCGAAAACGACGUUAAGAACGAAAAUUCUAUCAACUUCCACACUUCCCACCACGUCAGAGAAAACAAUGGAAGGGAGCGGCAGCAGCGGUGAUAUGGUUAUCGAACUAAGCAGUCUACUAAAAGUAGAGGAGAAAUCCGCAGUCACACCAGAAACUAUCUAUGCGGCUACAAAAAUUGUUGACAAGCCACUUGUGCGAGCAAGGUCAUCUGUAGUCGGCAACGAUAUUGAAACUAAGAUUGAACGUUCGCUGACAGAGGAUUCUUCGGGAGCUAACAUAUCCUCAGAAGAAAGCGAAGACGAGAUUAUGGACAAUGAUCCUUCAUUUAACUAUACCCUCUCAAACGAAUGCACAUUGGAGAUGCGUAAUCAGGCUAGAGAUUGCACUGCGCCUCUGAUGCGCACUUGGGUUGCACUACGAGCAACAUGGCCGCAUUUGGCAGAGGUUACUUUCCCAGUAUACAAAUACUCACGAGUGGAGUUGCUUGAACUAUGCGACAGCUACGCUAACGUCUUCUUAUGCGCAAACAUUGAGGACAUCAAAGUUUGCAUCAUGGAUGAACUGAUACGAUUCGCUCAAGAUCAUCUCGGCUAUAUUUGCUCACCACAAAACAUUCAACGAUUUAUGGAGCACUAUGAUUGCAUUAUGGAGCAAGAAGCCUUGGGAAAAGGCAACUGUAGGCGACAUAUAAUGGGAGAAGCCGUCCCAGGAAAGGAUGAACACAAAUGCCGAGGAGUCAAACCCUAUCGCGCCUGCCUUGCGCCCUAUUUGAAGAAGAACUGUGGUCUAGCUGCUGUCAAAGAGUUCGACGCUAGUGUACUUCAGUUCGGCUGCUCCGUCUAG